This is a messenger RNA of Alternaria atra, 2382 nucleotides long. RefSeq lists its product as uncharacterized. The transcript has 2 exons. Gene Ontology annotation, biological process: glucan catabolic process. Bases 1 to 2382 code for a protein of 793 amino acids. Gene Ontology annotation, molecular function: beta-glucosidase activity. The record is from RefSeq and is a predicted model, not a curated record. NCBI's taxonomy places the organism in Eukaryota, Fungi, Ascomycota, Dothideomycetes, Pleosporales, Pleosporaceae.
AUGAAGACCGAUCUCUGGCUUCUUGCCGCUAUCUUCUUUGGCGCUGCUGAGGCUGCGGUCUCUUCGAACUAUACUGAAGCUAUACUUAGCUCUGGGACUAUCAAGCUCGGUAGCUGGCAGAACGCAUACGAAAAAGCUUCCGCAUUUGUUGAUACCCUCAGCGCCUCCGAUAAACUCUCCAUCAUCACUGGUAGUAGUGCUGGCAACUUCUCCGGUCUUGAGAUCCUCGAUUCGUCUGCCAACCCCAUCAACUACUACUAUGUUACCGCUUGGCCAGCAGGCAUCGCAAUGGCCAUGACCUGGGAUAAAGCCAUUCUUGAGGGUCAAGGUCAAGCGUUGGGGGCAGAAUUCAAGGGGAAGGGAGUUAAUGUUGGUUACGCACCCACUGUUCAGCCUCUUGGACGUUCACCCUGGGGCGGCCGAGGAGGCGAGAGUUACGGCCCCGACUCUUAUUUCUCUGGCAUUAUGGGCGGCGCAUUAGCCAAAGGAAUGUCCGCUAGUGGUGUCAUUCCUGGUGCAAAACACUACGUGCUCAAUGAGCAGGAGACCAACCGUCAAGGCUCGAACAGUAUGGGCGGUGGAAUAGGUGGAGGUUUCGGGGGCCCUGGAGGCAACUCCACAGAUGGUGGCGCUGGUGGCGCUGGUGGCGCACCCCCGAGCAUGCAACGUCGUCAGAACAUAGCGGUUAAUUCUACGAUAUCUUCUUCGGAAGCCUACAGUGUCGUGGUCGACGAUAAAGCUCUCCAUGAGACCUACCUCGCACCAUUCUACGACACGGUCAAGAACGAUGUUGGUGCUGUCAUGUGCUCAAUGAACCGUAUCAAUGGUACAUACGGGUGCGAGAACCAGGACACGCUUUCAAGGCUUCUCAAAACCGAAAUCGGCUUUCCCGGCUUCGUCAAUCCAGAUGCGGGUGCUCAGAAAACCGGUAUCGACUCCGCCAAUGCGGGGCUUGAUUACGGCUCAUCGUCUUCCUGGAGUAACGAUACACUUAUCGCUGGCAUAGCUAACGGCACCUUCACAGAGGACCGUCUCAACGAUAUGGUCAUUCGCAAUCUCAUCGGCUACUUCCGCCAGAAGCAGGAUGUGAGUUACCCCACGCAUGCAGGAUACACAGACCAUGUAGAUGUCCGUGGCAAACAUGACGAAUUGGCGCGCAAAUAUGCAGCAGAGUCAUUAGUGCUGUUGAAGAACACUAACGGUGCUCUUCCACUGACCAAGAACCGACGUGUCAUAUCCAUCUUCGGUAGCCACGCCGCUCCUCGCAACGUUGGACCGAACACGGCCCUCACCGUUCAGUCUGGUGUUGCCGAUACCAUGGAGGGUCAUAUGACUCAGAACGGCGGCAGUGCAAUGUCUUCGAACGCAUUUCUGGUCACUCCAUUCCAGGCUUUCAAUGAAAGAGCUGAAUCAGAAGGGCUCAUGCUCAAAUGGUGGCUUAACAACACAGUUGUCGAAAGCUCGGGUGGGGGUAUGAUUAUUAGUGACGGUACCGGUACGGAGAUUCAGGAGACCACUCUUGGUAUGGCAGAUGGCUCGGAUGCGUGUAUCGUCUUCAUCAACGCGUGGGCUGGUGAGGGAGGAGACAGAAGUGAGCUUGCGAAUGCGGAACAGGACUACCUGGUUACCUACGUAGCGAAUAACUGCAACAACACCAUCGUCGUUGUCAACACCGUCGGCCCGCGCCUUCUCUCCCAGUGGGACGACCAUGAGAACGUUACCGCUAUCCUCUACGGUGGCCCACUCGGCCAAUCUUCCGGUCACGCCAUCAACGAAGUACUUUUCGGCGACGUGAACCCUUCCGGCAAGCUCGUACAUACGCUCGCGAAGAACGAGUCCGAUUACGACUCGAAUUUCCAGAUCAGAGAAGCAUCCGAGAUUGACUUCACGGAGGGCAACUUCAUCGAUUACAAGUACUUUGAUCAGCAGAAUAAGAGCGUGGGGUACGAGUUUGGUUACGGAAUGAGCUACACUACUUUUGAGUACGCAUCCAACGUCACUGUCACUUCAGACAGUGAGAAGCUCGCCCAAACCUAUGCGACUGGUGCACGUGCUGUUGGCGGCCGCGAGGAUCUAUGGGAUAUUGUUGCCACUUUCAGCACCACCAUUACCAACACAGGCCGUGUCGCUGGUGCUGAGGUCGCACAGCUGUAUGUCGAAUUCCCCGCUGCAGCUGAUGAGCCGGCCAGGCAAUUGCGUGGUUUCCAGAAGGUUAUGGUCAAAGCUAGUCAGACCAGGAAGGUGCAGUUUGAACUUCGCAGGAGAGAUCUGAGUGUGUGGGACGUCAUUGCGCAAGAGUGGGCGGUUGUGAAAGGAGAUUAUAAGAUGCAUGUCGGAGCUAGCAGCCGGGAUUUGAGGACUGUGGCAACGAUGACGGUGUGA